Toxotes jaculatrix (banded archerfish) is the source of this 1237-nucleotide messenger RNA. Its product is annotated as claudin-10-like. Gene Ontology annotation, cellular component: bicellular tight junction; plasma membrane. The record is from RefSeq and is a predicted model, not a curated record. Gene Ontology annotation, biological process: bicellular tight junction assembly; cell adhesion. The transcript has 6 exons. Lineage: Eukaryota; Metazoa; Chordata; Actinopteri; Toxotidae. Bases 198 to 908 code for a protein of 236 amino acids. Gene Ontology annotation, molecular function: structural molecule activity.
AGCUAUUAACGACCUUCACACCUGCCAUUAUUGGCUCUGCUCUCCCAGUUGAAUAUAACCAUAACCAUAACCUAUAUGCAGUAUUGUCCACACAUUCAAAACACAGUGAAAUAAACUAAAGUGCUAUAAUUUCUAAAUAUCUCCAAAACUAUUUGUACUUAAAUAGUGAAAACUCUUAUAUUUACCAGACUGAAGGCAUGUGGAGGAGACUGGCUCAGAUCCUGGGCCUGCUGCUCUGCAUUAUGGGCUGGGGCUUGGUGGGCUGCACCCUUGCUAUGGACCACUGGAGAGUGGCCCAGCUGGGGGGUCAAGCUGGCUCCUCCGUGGUGGUGACAGCCUGGUACUGGUCAGACCUGUGGAAGGACUGCUACGAAGACUCCACCGCUCUGGUCAACUGCGUGGACUUUGGGGUGCUGUGGACGGUCAAAUCGUACAUCCAGGCAGUUCGCGGGCUCCUGAUCAUCGGCCUUUGCCUCGGCCUGAUUGGCACGGCGCUUGCAUUUUUUGGAAUGGAGUGCACUCACAUCGGGGGAGACCAGAGAAGUAACGACACAGUGUUAACGACAGCGUCUGCUUUCCAUCUGCUCGCCUGUGUCUCAGACGUGGCUGGUUACUGUUUAUACAUUAACAGAGUGGUUACAGCUUUUUUACACAGCAAGGCAGACCCAUCCAAACUGAGCUAUGAAAUUGGACCUCCCCUGUAUCUUGGCCUGGUGGGGAGUUUCCUCAUUUUCCUGGGCUGUAUGAUUCACUGCGCCACUGCGUACAGAGUUAACCGCACACAAAGAGGAAAAGAAGAAGAAAAAGACGUGUUAAGAGGGAAAAAACACACCCACAGACGAUCAGAAAGGUCAAAUGGCUCCCAGAGCUCUUCCACAUACAAGGUGGCUUCUGUUGUAAUUGUGUAAAAAAGUUCAAGAGUAUCGUGAGUGUCACACAGAAGCAUGAGGAGGACACACUGCUGAAGGAGACAGCAAGCCAACAAACAGUGGAUGUCAGACCUCAAGCACGUCCACAAUGCAUUUUGGUGAGACAUCAACAUGUAUAUAGAAAAAUGUUCUUUUUUUUAACUGAACACAUUUCUUACAUAAUUACAUCGUCCACUUCAUUAUCAUCAUUAUUCAUUAUCCACUUCAUACUUGAUAUAAUCACUUUUCCUAAUUUUAGAGGAAAUGCUUGUAAACAUGAUGUUGAACUGAUGAUAUGGCAGAAAUCUGAGUCCUCGUAUUUAUGAAAU